Molecule: messenger RNA, 640 nt
Organism: Trichoplusia ni (cabbage looper)
Lineage: Eukaryota; Metazoa; Arthropoda; Insecta; Lepidoptera; Noctuidae
Gene: Ccdc56
Product: cytochrome c oxidase assembly factor 3, mitochondrial
Exons: 1
Coding region: 36-308 (90 amino acids)
Biological process (GO): mitochondrial respiratory chain complex IV assembly
Cellular component (GO): mitochondrial inner membrane
Source: RefSeq, a predicted model, not a curated record
UUUGAGGUUAUCUUUGAAAAUAAUUUGUUUUCGUAAUGGGAGACUCCAGCACUUCUUUCAAGCCGAAAAUCAGCGGUACUGCUCAAGACCCAGUGCUGAAACAGGCUGAAAUAUCUUAUAUGAAGUUGAUAGAGGAGAAGAACCGUGAACGUGUUCUAAGGUUGCAACAAAUUGCUAAGAGAAAUAGAAUUACUGGAUGUGCUAUUGGAGCCGGAGUAGUCAGUGUGUAUUUGUACUCGAUAUUUGCCGUGAAACAAGAAACUUUCCUGGACGACUUCAACGAACCCGUCAAGGUAGUACAGCAGUAACAUGGCUGCGGCGAAGAGCGCUAUGCAGAUAAGAUUACCUCCUCUACCAAGUAUUAAAGAUGUUAUUCGACUCUAUAAACUUCGUGCUCUCAGGGAGCUAUCGCAAAAUUUCUUAAUGGAACCUCGUUUAAUUGAUAAAAUAGUGAACGCUGCUGGUAAAAUAGAAAAUCAUGUAGUCUGCGAAGUCGGCCCAGGCCCGGGGGGAAUAACUAGGUCUAUUAUCCAAAGAGCUCCCAGAAAAAUUGUCUUGAUAGAAAAAGAUCCUCGAUUUAUACCAUCUCUAGAGCUAUUAGCGGAUGCAUGUAAGAAUAAAGUGGAUGUGGAUAUUAUAA